CGUGUCUCAGUGAAGGGGAUUCUCCGUAACCAGCUGUAGCUUAACGUAAUUUGUCACCUCAGUCACUCUCUAUUCCCCAAGAGGAAACAUUCCUUUUUCUUCUAAUCAUUACCACUUCAACGUUUAAUUUCUCCGCUGGCAUGUUGAAAAUGUCAAUCAAACCUGUGGAAGGUUCAAGCUGCACUGAGAGACAGAGAGAGUAGAAGAAGAGUAGAAGAAGUUUUAGACCAGCUCAAAGGGCACCUUUUUUUUCAGUUCUCGGAUUCAUUCACCUUUUGAUUGAGACUAUAUACUGUGGUAAAUUAAACUAUGAAGACAGUGGUGUUACGGCAAAGGAUCUUUCUUAGCCAAACUCAAGAUCCAGGAUUUUUUAUUUAUCUCAAUUGAAAUGCACAGGAUCACCAGAUUCAUUGAAGGAUCUGUUUGGACUUUUUUGGCUCGAGACAUACCUGCAGUAUAUGUGAAGUUGGGAGACCAGAGUGAGCUAGGUGAUGGUUCAACAGGCUAACAAAGCUAGAUGCUAAUUCUUCUGUUCCGGCAUCCAGUCAGCUGACAAUCCAGCAGAUAACAAUCAAGCGAUGACCACGGUAUCCAUGGAGCCCCUGCUGGUCCUGAUGGAGCUGAUCCCCAACGCCACCGACCCGCCUUUAGACUCCACCCCUUCCUCUUCCGAAGACACCGCCGCCACCUUCACAAUAGGCUGUAUUCUCUCCCUCAUGUGUCUGGUCGGCGUCUCCGGAAACAUCUACACCCUCGUGGUCAUGUGUCAAUCCAUGCGUUUCGCGGCGUCCAUGUAUAUUUACAUCAUCAACUUAGCCCUGGCUGACCUCCUCUAUCUGUUGACCAUUCCGUUCGUGGUCUGCACGUACUUCCUGAAAGGUUGGUAUUUUGGCGAUGCUGGGUGCAGGAUUCUAAUCAGCAUGGAUUUUCUGACGAUGCACGCCAGCAUUUUCACGCUGACCAUCAUGAGCACAGAGAGAUACUUUGCCGUGCUGAAACCGCUGGACACAGUCAAGCGGUCAAAGAGCUACCGCAAAGCCAUUGCGGUGCUUGUAUGGGUGGCUUCCCUGGUCCUGACUUUACCCAUGAUUCUCAGUAUUCAGAUGAUGAAGGUGGGGAGCAAGGCCAUGUGCCAGCCGACUAUCUCACCGCUGUCCUAUAAGGUGUACAUCACCUUCCUGUUCUGUACCAGCAUUGUGGCUCCGGGGAUGAUCAUUGGCUUUCUCUACAUAGGACUGGCUCGUACCUACUGGAUCUCACAGACAGAAACCUUCAAACAGACCAAGAAACUACCCAACCAAAAGGUCCUCUAUCUGAUCUUCACCAUUGUACUGCUGUUCUGGGCCUGUUUCCUGCCCUUCUGGAUCUGGCAGCUCCUGGGUCAGUUCAAGCCCUCCAUCCAUCUCUCCACCAAGUCCAAGCGCAACAUUAACUACUUGACCACCUGUCUAACCUACUCCAACAGCUGCAUCAACCCUUUCCUCUACACGCUGCUCACCAAGAACUAUAAGGAGUACCUGCGGAAGCGCCAGCGUACCUGGACUGCGGGCAGCUACUUCAACCGAUGGACCCGGUUCCAGCGAUCACCAAGGAGGUCGCUGUCCUCCAGCAGCCAGCAGUGCACGGAGAGCUUUGUGCUCACGCACACACCGUCUCUGCGCACCACGCACAACAGCAGCCUGUGAGGUAUAGGAGAAGAUGUUUCUGGUCUUGGUCUUAUCGUGACAUUAUCUCCACGUCUGCUACCCAUUUACGGCGACGUACAGAUGUCGGAUCUUAACUUAAUCACUAUUUUGUUGCAGAGAGAUUUCCUGUUGCAUCAGGAAAUUCAAAUUAGCCUCGUGAUUGGCAGAAAAUGAGCAGUUGUCUUUUUCUCCACUCGGGGCAGUUGAGGCAUUGGGAUCGGGUCUUGCUAUCAAAAUUACAUUAUCUCUCACUCGCUCAAAAUCUAGGCCUGGGUCUCAUUGCUGCAACAUUUAAAUGUAAAAAAGGUAUCUGAAAUGCAGCCAUACACAUCAACAACUGUUGUUUUAUACAGCUUUAUAACACAAGAUAGAUAUUGGUCUCCGUUAGUCUACGACAUACAAGUGUCUAGUGUAUCCAAAAGUUACAAAUAAACUCAGCCAUGGCCUGGUCGAGAGGUUAUGGUUGCUGCCUUCAGUAUAUAGAUUUUCCAUGUCGAUUCUGGCCCAUUUCCUUAUGGUAGAAAUAGCUCGAUCCCUCAAUUGACUUGAUGUAGUUACAUAUUUCAAAUAUGGACAGUCCAGGGUUAUUUUCAACAACAACAAAUAUGGACAGUCCAGGGUUAUUUUCAACAACAACAAAUAUGGACAGUCCAGGGUUAUUUUCAACAACAACAAAUAUGGACAGUCCAGGGUUAUUUUCAACAACAACAAAUAAGGACAGUCCAGGGUUAUUUUCAACAACAACAAAAUUAUCACGUGCGGCAAAUACAAAACAUUUAGACAUUACCGUAAAAUGAUUACAAAUGAGAUCUAAAAAAUAUAUAUAAUAACACAAUAAAAUAACAAUAAUGAGUACCGGUACCGAGUCAAUGUGCGGAGUAUGAGGUAGUUGAGGUAAUAUGUACAUGUAGGUAGAGGGAAAAGUGACUAGGCAAUCAGGAUAGAUAAUAAACAGAAUAGCAGCAGUGUCUGUGAAGAGUGUGAAAGAGUGUCUGCGAGUAAAUGUAGGUGGCAUCAAUAUUCAUGUGUGAGCCUACAGUUGAAGUCGGAAGUUUACACCUUAGCCAAAUAAAUACUCAGUUUUUCAAAAUGUUUCAGUUUUUCACAAUUUAAUCCUAGUAAAAAGUCACUCUCUAAGGUCGGUUAGGAUCAACACUGAAAGAAUAAUACUAACAGAGAGAAGGAUUUAUUUCAACUAAUUUCUUUCAUCACAUUCCCAGUGGGUCAGAAGUUUACAUACACUCAAUUAGUAUUUGGUAGCAAUGCCUUUAAAUUGUUUAACUUGGGUCAAAUGCUGUGGGUAGCCUUCCACAAGCUUCCCACAAUAAGUUGGGUGAAUUUUGGCCCAUUACUCCUGACAGAGCUGGUGUAACUGAGUCAGGUUUGUAGGCUUCCUUGCUUGCACAUGCUUUUUCAGUUCUGGCCACACAUUUGCUAUAGGAUAUUGCUCCCAAGGAUGAACCAGACUUGUGAAGGUCUACAAUUUUCUUUCUGAAGUCUUGGCUGAUUUCUUUUGAUUUUCCCAUGAUGUCAAGGAAAGAGGCACUGAGUUUGAAGGUAGGCAACUUAGUCUAUGUAAACUUUUUACACACUGGAAUUAUGAUACAGUGAAUUAUAAGUGAAAUAAUCUGUCUGUAAACAAUUGUUGGAAAAAUUACUUGUGUCAUACACAAAGUAGAUGUCCUAACCGACUUUCCAAAGCUAUAGUUUGUUAUCAAGAAAUUUGUGGAGUGGUUGAAAAAAUAUUUUGAAUGGCUCCAACCGAAGUCAAUGUAAACUUCCUAAUUCAACUGUAUGUAGAGUGUGAAUGUGUGUGUUGGAGUGUCAGGUUAGUAUUUGUGACUGUGUGGGUAGAGUCCAGUGAGUGUGCAUAGAGCCAGUGCAAAAAUGUCAGUGCAAAAACAACAAAGGAGAUCAAUAGCAGUCUUCUGGCUUGCGGUUAGAAGCUGUUCUGGAGCCUUUUGGUCCCAGACUUGGCAUUCCGGUACCGAUUGUUAUGUGGGAACAGAGUAUGACUUGGUGGUGAUGUACUGGACCGUACGCACUACCCUGUGUAUUGCCUUGUGGUCGUAUGCCAAGCAGUUGCCAUACCAAACAGUCAUGCAGCCAGGCAAGAUGCUCUCAGUGGUGCAGCUGAAUCCCUUUUUAAGGAUCUGAAGGCCCAUGCCAAAUCUUUUCAGCUUCCUGAGGGGGAGGAGGCAUUGUCAUGACCUCUGCACGACUGUGUUGGUGUGUUUGGACCAUGAUAGGUCCUUAGUGAUGUGGACACAGAGGAGCUUCAUCUCUUGACACGCUCCAAUACAGCCCCGUCAAUGUGAAUGGGGGCGUGCUCGGCCCUCCAUUUCCUAUAGUCCACGGUCAGCUCCUUUGUCUUGCUGAUGUUGAGGGAGAGGUUGUUGUACUGGCACCACACUGCCAGGCCUCUGACCUCCCUAUAGGCUGUCCCAUCGUUGUCGGUGACAAGGCCAACCACUGUUGUGCUGUCGGCAAACUUAAUGAUGGUGCUGGGGUCGUGGGUGAACAGGGUGUACAAGGAGGGAACUAAGCACACAUCCCUGUGGGGCCCCGUGUUGAGGAACAUCCUGGCGGAUGUGUUGUUGCCUACCCUCAUCACCUGGGGAUGGACGGACAGGAAGUCCUGGUUCCUGUUGCAGAGGGAGGUGUUCAGUCCCAGGGUCCUUAAUUUAGUGAUGAGCUUGGAGGGCACUAUGGUGUACUAUGGUAGACAAUGCACAGAAUUAAGCUUUAAUAUUGCAGAUAAAUCUGCAUCAUAUCCAAUCCCCCAUUUAAAUAUAUAUAUAUAUAUAUAUAUGUUUUGUAAAUAUAUACAAUAUAUAAAAUAUGUAUUUAUUUUCCCCUAACCUUACCACCCCUCCGCUAGUUGGAGUAAACUAUUGGACAACAACACUUCGUCUUCUACUUCCAGUUUAUACAUACUAUAUACAUUUUACGGACAAAGUAUAUUUGACAAUGGUAAUUUUUUGUUUGUUUUUAGUCCCAACCUUCAGCUCUACUCAACCCCUCCCAUCUAUCUCUGAACACCAUCCAGUUCUGAUUUCAAUUUGGCAUAUAUUUUUCAGACAGACAAGUUCUUUACUUUCUCCCUCUUCCACUUGCCUCUUUCAUUUUUGCGGUAAUGCUGGAAUUAGUUGGUUGUAAUUUUGAGUAGAGCAGACAUUUCAAUAUAUUUUUGUUAGCUGCAUGUGUGACAUAACUCCACCAGUCCUAUUUAUGAUACAAUUUACAAAGAGUUUUCUGAUUUAAAAAAAGUAUAUAUAUAUUUUUAGUUUUUUUUAUUGAUUAUUAUAUUUGAGUACAACCAAAAUAUUUGUUGUAAUAUUUAUUGUAAUAUUUAUUCUCUUUUCUGGUGGAUUAAACUGAAAUUGCAACCAACUUUCAAUGGCUUGUUUUUAAAAAAGCAAUAUUUGGGAGAUGCUUUCAUGUUCAAAUAACCCGAAAGUGAGAGGUUGUAAUCUGAAUAAAGGGAACAAUGUCAUUUUUGAACAUGGGGUGAGACAUUCUUAGUAAUCUGUUAGAGAACCAGUUUGAAUUUAUUAAGUAUAACUUUUGUAUGACUGAAUCCUAUAGUAGUGCUUUAAUAUUUAAUAAUUUCUUCCCUCUGAAUUCAUAUAAAUAGGCCCAUUUAAUUCUGUCUAGCCUCCCAUUCCAAAUUAAAUAGAAUAUUUUGGCUCAUAUAAUAAUAAAUAAAAAAACAAGUCACUAGGUCAUAAGCAAAUAAGUAAACUGGGACUAAAGAGUUAAUCAGGGCGAUUUUUUCACAAACAGACAGGUAUUUUCCUUCUAUGGUUGCAAGAACUGAAUUAUGUUUGCUAACUUUAUAUUAAAAUGUAGUGAGAUCUUUUUUUUGGGGGGGGGGGUAUGAAUACCGAGUAUGUCCACAUCCCUGUCAGACCAUUUUAUUGGUAAACUACACGGUAAUGAGAGGUUAGAAAAAUAUAGGUUAGAAAAAUAGCUCCUCUAUGAGGCUGUGGAGGGAUACAAAUUGUGGAUUGAAAAUAAAACAUGAAUCAGCGUACAAUGACACAUUUAUUUUUAAGCCCUGGAUGUCUAGCUCCUUGAUAUUAUUGUCGUAUUGGAUUUUAAUAGCUUACAUUUCGAUGGCCAUUGUAAAUAGAUAUGCCGAUAGUGGACAACCUUGUUUUACCCCUUUUGACAGUUUAAUACUUUAUGAGAAGUAGCCAUUAUUUACUAGUUUACACCUAGGGUUACUAUAUUUAACUUGAACCCAUUGUAUAAGAGAUUCUGCGAAAUGCAAAUAUUCCAGGCUUUUAUAUAUAAAUUCCAGUCGUACUUUAUCAAUAGUGUUUUCAAAAUCAGCUAUGAAUACCAGGACUGGUUUCUCAGAUUUCUCAUAGUUUUCUAUUGUUUGCAGUACUUUUCUUAAAUUGUUUCCAAUGCAUCAUCCACGUUAAAAAAACUGUCUGAUUAGGAUGAAUAAUAUCUAACGAUACCUUUCAAUUCUAUGCCUAUGCAUUUUCCUCAAAUUUAAUUUAAUUUAUUUAUUUCACCUUUAUUUAACCAGGUAGGCAAGUUGAGAACAAGUUCUCAUUUAAAAUUGCGACCUGGCCAAGAUAAAGUAAAGCAGUUCGAAACAUACAACAACACAGAGUUACACAUGGAGUAAAACAAUGAUAAUAAUACAGUAGAAAUAUAAUUCUAUAUACGAUGUGAGCAAAUGAGGUAAAGGCAACAAAAAAAGGCCAUGGUGGCAAAGUCAAUACAAUAUAGCAAGCAAAACACUGGAAUGGUAGAUUUGCAAUGGACGAAUGUGCAAGAUAGAGAUACAAAUAAUGGGGUGCAAAUGAGCAAAAUAAAUAAAUAAGAGUAGGGGGAGAGGUAGUUGUUUGGGCUAAAUUAUAGAUGGGCUAUGUACUGAUGCAGUAAUCUGUGAGCUGCUCUGAUAGCUGGAGCUUAAAGCUGGUGAGGGAGAUACGUGUUUCCAGUUUCAGAGAUUUUUGUAGUUUGUUCCAGUCAUUGGCAGCAGAGAACUGGAAGGAGAGGCGGCCAAAGGAAGAAUCGGUUUUGGGGGUGACCAGAGAGAUAUACCUGCUGGAGCGAGUGCUACAGGUGGAUGCUGCUAUGGUGACCAGCGAGCUGAGAUAAGGGGGGACUUUACCUAGCAGGGUCUUGCAGAUGACCUGGAGCCAGUGGGUUUGGCGAUGAGUAUGAAGUGAGGGCCAGCCAACGAGAGUGUACAGCUCGCAGUGGUGGGUAGUACGUGUAGGUCUGUAGCUUUUAAGCGGGGGAUGACCGCAGCUGCUUUCCAAUCUUUGGGAAUCUCAGACAACACGAAAGAAAAGUUGAACAGCAUAGUAAUAAGGGUUGCAACAAUUUUGGCAGAUAAUUUUAAAAGAAAGGGUCCAGAUUGUCUAGCCUGGCUGAUUUGUAGGGGUCCAGAUUUUGCAGCUCUGUCAGAACAUCAGCUGAUUGCCCGGUGUAGGGGGGUGCAGUGCUGUUGCCCGGUGUAGGGCUAGCCAGGUGGAAAGCAUGGCCAGCCAUAGAAAAAUGCUUAUUGAAAUUCUCAAUUAUAGUGGAUUUAUCGGUGGUGACAGUGAUUCCUAUCCUCAGUGCAGUGGGCAGCUGGGAGGAGGUGUUCUUAUUCUCCAUUGACUUCACAAUGUCCCAGAACUUUUUUGUGAUUGUGUUGCAGGAAGCACAUUUAUGCUUGAAAAAGCUCGCCUUGGCUUUUCUAACUACCUGUGUAUAUUGGUUUCUAGCUUCCCUGAAAAGUUUCAUUUCAAGGGGGCUGUUUGAUGCUAAUGCAGAAUGCCAUAGGAUGUUUUUGUGUUGGUUAAGGGCAGUCAGGUCUGGAGAGAAGCAAAGGCUAUAUCUGUUCCUGGUUCUAAAUUUCUUGAAUGGGGCAUGCUUAUUUAAGAUGGUGAGGAAGGCAUUUUUGAAAAUAACCAGGCAUCCUCUACUGACGGGAUGAGAUCAAUAUCAAUAUCCAGGAUACCCCUGCCCGAUCGAUUAGAAAGGCCUGCUCACUGAAGUGUUUCAGGGAGCAUUUGACAGUGAUGAGCGGAGGUCGUUUGACCGCUGACCCAUUAUGGAUGCAGGCAAUGAGGCAGUGAUCGCUGAGAUCUUGGUUGAAAACAGCAGAGGUGUAUUUAGAGGGCAAGUUGGUUAGGAUGAUAUCUAUGUGGGUGCCCGUGUUUAUGGCUUUUGGGUGAUACCUGGUCGGUUCAUUGAUAAUUUGUGUGAGAUUGAGGCCAUCAAGCUUAGAUUGUAGGAUGGCUGGGGUGUUUAGAAUGUUCCAGUUUAAAUCGCCUAGCAGCACGAGCUCUGAAGAGAGAUGGGGGGCAAUCAGUUCACAAAUGGUGUCCAGAGCACAGCCGGGGGCAGAGGGUGGUCUAUAGCAGGCGGCAACAGUGAGAGCCUUGUUUUUAGAGAGGUGGAUUUUAAAAGUAGAAGUUCAAAUUGUUUGGGUACAGACCUGGAUAGUAGGACAGAACUCUGCAGGCUAUCUUUGCAGUAGAUUGCAACACCGCCUCCUUUGGCGGUUCUAUCUUGUCUGAAAAUGUUGUAGUUUGGGAUGAAGAUUUCAGAAUUUCUGGUGGUCUUCCUAAGCCAGGAUUCAGACACCGCUAGAACAUCCGGGUUGGCAGAGUGUCCUAAAGCAGUGAAUAAAACAAACUUAGGGAGGAGGCUACUAAUGUUAACAUGCAUGAAACCAAGGCUAUUAUGGUUACAGAAGUCAUCAAAAGAGAGCACCUGGGGAAUAGGAGUGGAGCUAGGCACUACAGGAUUCACCUCUACAUCACCAGAGGAACAGAGGAGUAGUAGGUUAAGGGUACGGCUAAAAGCUAUGAGAAUUGGUCGUCUAAAACGUGUGGAACAGAGAGUAAAGGAGGUUUCUAGGGGCGAUAAAAUAGCUUUAAAGGAUUAAUGUACAGACAAAGGUAUGGUAGGUUGUGAAUACAGUGGAGGUAAACCUAGAUAUUGAGUGAUGAUGAGAGAGAUAUUGUCUCGAGAAACAUCAUUGAAACAAGGUGAUGUCAUCGCAUGUGUGGGUAGUGGAACUAAUAGGUUGGAUAAGGUUUAGUGAGCAAGGCUAGAGGCUCUACAGUGAAAUAAGCCAAUAACCACUAACCAGAACAGCAAUGGACAAGGCAUAUUGACAUUAAGGAGAGGCAUGCUUUGUCAAGUGAUCGCAAGGGUCCAGUGAGUAGUGAAGUUGGUUGGGGUCACGAUUCGGACAGCUAGCCCGGGCCAUCGGUAGCAAGCUAGCAUAGGAUGGAGGUCUGUUUUUAGCCACCUUGUGCGUUCCGUCAGUAGAUUAGUGGGGUUCCGUGUGGUAGAGGAGAUCAAUCCAAUUGGCAAAAUAGAUAUAGUUAUAGUGACCCAAGAAAAAUUGUCCGAUAGACCUAUUCAGAUAGCAGCCGAUAAGACAGCUAACGAUUAGCGGGACGCAGAUGGGCGUUCAGGUAACAUUGCGGGGGAUGGGCCAGUUGGAUAACUCCCUCGGGCAGGUAACGUCAGUAAUCCAGUCGUGAAGGCCACCUGGGGCGCGCAUCGCCAGUAAAACGGGUCCGGAUAGGUGAUUGUAGCCCAGGAGUGGCUGAUGGAUCUCUUCAGCUGGCUAGCUCUGGAAUAAUCGAUGUUUGCUCCGGGAUCGACGUAAGCCAUUAGUCACACGGAUAGCACCUAGCUAGCUGUGAGAUCCAGGUGUAAAUGUCCAGAGCUUGCGGUUGAAAUCCGGGGAUAUGGAGAGAAAAUAGGUCCGGUAUGUUCUGGUCUCAGUCGCGUUGUACAAAACUGGCGAUAGCUUUUUGAGCUAAAGGAUAGCUGAUGACCACAAACCGUGGUUAGCUUAAUACUAAUGUUAGCCAGUAAACUGUCUAGCUAGCUCCUGGCUGGCUAGCUUCUGGCUGACUAGCUUCUGAUUUUUGCAGUACUGAAGUGUAAGGGGCUUCCAAUUUUUUCAAUGGACUGGAUAAUUAUAUUUAACACAUGGUUCCUGUUUCAGUAAGAACGAAAUUAGACCUUGUUGAGUAUCUGAUAAUCUACAUUUCUUUUAUUUAGGAGUGGUUAAAACAAUCUAAUAACGGUUUACUGAGUACAUAAAAAAUUGUAUGCCAUCCUGCCCUGGGGUUUUCCUGGACUGAUAAAGGCUUUAAUUGCAUCAAGAAGCUGCCCCUCUGUAAUUUGGCCUUCACAUGAGUACAGCUGUUCAUUUAAUAUUAUUAAUAGUAGAAAAUAAUCCUUACAAUUAACUUCUGUUAGUGGAAAUGGAGGAGACUGAAACAAAACAUAUACUUAAGGUACUUUGCUUCCUUAUUCAAAAUAUUGUUUGUUGAAUCAUUGGUGAGUGGGUCAUUACAUUUCCGUAAUUUUUUGUUGUUGUAACAUUUAUAUGUUGACGAUAAAAAAAGAAAAUAGGUGUAUUUUUCACUUUAUUUUUAUAAUAUAUUUACUACACUCUCUCUUUCUUGAAUAAGUUCCUCCAUUUCUUUUUUCCCCUCUAACAUAUUCUGUGCCUCUAUGGUACAGUUUUUAUUGCUAUCUAUCUGUACUGUUAGUCCCUCUAUUCUUUUGUUAAUAUGAAUUAUUUUGACCUAAACUGCUUUUGUUUUAAAGACAAGUAUAAAAUUGCAUGGUCUCUAAAGGCACAUUUAAAAGUGUUCCAUACAAUAAGGGCUUUGUUAAGUCAUAAAAAGUCAGUUAUAAAUUAUUCUGUCCUAGUUAAAAACAAGUUGUAAUUAAAAAGGCUUUGAUAAGAUUUCCAAUAUCCUUGCCCACGUGGAAAUUCUGUAAGAGUAAUGCAUAGGCCAACUAUUUAACGGUCCGACCGCAUUCUGUCUCCAAUAGACACUUUUUUAAACUUUUGGUGUCAGCGAGAAUGACAUAAGAAAGUAGUCAAGCUUGAUUUAACCUCCGCCACGUGUAUCUAACUAGGUCAGGAUUUUAAGCCUCCUCCAUGUAUAUCUCACUAGGUCAGGAUUUUAAACCUCCGCUAUGUAUAUCUCACUAGAUCAGGAUUUUAAGCCUAAGAUAUGAAUAUCUCACUCGGUCAGGAUUUUAAGCCUCCUCCAUGUAUAUCUCACUAAGUCAGGAUUUUAAGCCUCCUCCAUGUAUAUCUCACUAGGUCAGGAUUUUAAGCCUAAACCAUGCAUAUCUCACUAGGUCAGGAUUUUAAGCCUAAACCAUGUAUAUCUCACUAGGUCAGGAUUUUAAGCCUCCUCCAUGUAUAUCUCAUGAGGUCAGGAUUUUAAACCUAAGCCAUGCAUAUCUCACUAGGUCAUGAUUUUAAGCCUAAACCAUGCAUAUCUCACUAGGUCAGGAUUUUAAGCCUAAAAUAUGUAUAUCUCACUAGGUCAUGAUUUUAAGCCUAAACCAUGCAUAUCUCACUAGGUCAGGAUUUUAAGCCUAAAAUAUGCAUAUCUCACUAGGUCAUGAUUUUAAGCCUAAACCAUGCAUAUCUCACUAGGUCAGGAUUUUAAGCCUAAAAUAUGUAUAUCUCACUAGGUCAUGAUUUUAAGCCUAAACCAUGCAUAUCUCACUAGGUCAGGAUUUUAAGCCUAAAAUAUGCAUAUCUCACUAGGUCAGGAUUUUAAGCCUAAACCAUGCAUAUCUCACUAGGUCAGGAUUUUAAGCCUAAACCAUGCAUAUCUCACUAGGUCAUGAUUUUAAGCCUAAACCAUGCAUAUCUCACUAGGUCAGGAUUUUAAGCCUAAAAUAUGUAUAUCUCACUAGGUCAGGAUUUUAAGACUCCUCCAUGUAUAUCUCACUAGGUCAUGAUUUUAAGCCUCCAUAUAUCCACUAGUUCUAAUAUAUCCCAUGAUAUUCAUACUUUCCUGUCGUGACUUGACUUUAACAUUAACCUGAAGACUGUUAUUCAUCUAAUUACCUACAUGUGUUUAAUUGUUACCCGAUUAAAUGAAUAAUGUAAUAAUUAGCUCAUUAGGAUCUGGGGCACCAUGAGAGCAACAAUAUGGCUGAUUGUUACUAAAGACAUGGAGAGGCCGAGAGAGAAAGAGCGACAGAGCCACUAAAUGUUGGUACAUUUAGAAACUACUCUCCUUUAUAGUGCUCCUAUAUUUUGCACACAAACUGCCGCACGCUUGGAGUAAGAAAUCGUGAAUGUACUUACGUUAAAUGCCUUGGUUCGCGGUGUGUCGCUCUCGGGAACCGGGCCGCCUUGGAAAUGGGGUUGGGCCUUUUUUGGCCUAUUUAAAAAAUCGUGCAUAUCUUAAUUUAUUUCCACAAUUAAAUAAUAAUAUGUAUAAUAGUGUAAGCAGUUCAUACGAAGGAUUGUGAUCUAUAACCAGGAUUACAUUUUUGGCUAACAAUUAUUUUGAUGCAUCUUGUAUUGUCCCUAAAAUAGUUACCCCAUAGCAACAGAUGUGGGAUACACACACACGCACACGCACACGCACACGCACACACACACACACACACACACACACACACACACACACACACACACACACACACACACACACACACACACACACACACACGCACACUCCCCACCCUUUCCCCACAAACAAUCACAAACUCAGAUGUUCAACAGCUGUUCCAUCCCCGAGCACAGCUCAAGUGUCGACUUGAUGUGAAAAUAUGUGUACUGUUGUAGCUGUUUGAGAGGGCAUGAAAAAUUGAGCAAGCCAGGGAGAUUUGAUUAACCAAUGUCAAGUACAAGCUGAUGGUGCUCAGAUAUACACACCCUUACCAUUAUACACACACAGAUACUGGUCCCCCAUUGUGACUAUUUUACCAAGCAUCUCUGUGCCACCAGGAUCACAAUAAUAUACCCCGUCUCUGAAUGUCCGAGUGUGACAACCUCCCCAUGGGUUACUGCAGCUAGUUUUGCCAGCAUUGCCACUACCUGGUUGAGGGCAACCCACCAACAUUCCCAACUGUUAGGUACAUGGUCACCAAGGUUCUCAUUAACAGCUUUGAGAGUUUAUUUGUAUAUUAUGCUCACCCAGAGCUUUGGCUUUGUUGGACAAACCCUGCCAGGCAGGCUCAGACUCUUCAGGUGGCAGUGCUACUUCAGUGGGUCUCUGACCGUGUUCAUCUUUCUGUCUUGGUUGAGAAUAGGUGUUUGUUUCAUCCAGGUGGCAAAGGGCCGUGUGGAGUGCAGUAGAGAUUGCGUCAUCUGUGGAUCUGUGGAUUUUCAUCUGUGGAUUUUACCCCCAAUCUUGAUAAGAAAUGAACAUACCAGACACGUUUUGAUAACACAAAUAAUUCAAUAAUAACAGUCAGUAGGCUACACCAACAUUAGUGACCAUUCAUAUAGAUUGCCAAGGUAGAUUUGCAGUGGUAAACAAGGAAAUACAUUAUUGGCUUGGCAGGAGAUAACAUUCCUUCCCGACUCGUUUAGAGGUAAGACAUUUUAACAACAUCUGAUGAAAAAUGUAUCAACCAGCAGUUUUCUGUUCCAUCUAGGCUUGCUAGUUAUUUGUGCAUUCGGUUGAUGAGUCUGUUUUGCUAACUAGUUAUUUGUGCAUUCGGUUGAUGAGUCUGUUUUGCUAGCUAGUUAUUUGUGCAUUCGGUUGAUGAGUCUGUUUUGCUUGCUAGUUAUUUGUGCAUUCGGUUGAUGAGUCUGUUUUGCUUGCUAGUUAUUUGUGCAUUCGGUUGAUGAGUCUGUUUUGCUAGCUAGUUAUUUGUGCAUUUGGUUGAUGAGUCUGUUUUGCUAGCUAGUUAUUUGUGCAUUCGGUUGAUGAGUCUGUUUUGCUAGCUAUUUAUUUGUGCAUUCGGUUGAUGAGUCUGUUUUGCUAGCUAGUUAUUUGUGCAUUCGGUUGAUGAGUCUGUUUUGCUAACUAGUUAUUUGUGCAUUCGGUUGAUGAGUCUCUUUUGCUAACUAGUUAUUUGUGCAUUCGGUUGAUGAGUCUGUUUUGCUUGCUAGUUAUUUGUGCAUUCGGUUGAUGAGUCUGUUUUGCUAGCUAGUUAUUUGUGCAUUCGGUUGAUGAGUCUGUUUUGCUUGCUAGUUAUUUGUGCAUUCGGUUGAUGAGUCUGUUUUGCUAGCUAGCUGCAUGCAGUGUCUGUUUACCUAGCUAACAUUAGCUAACUUUUUCUUGCCAAUUCCCCUUCCUUUUUUGUGUUGCACCAUUGGGGUUGGUGUUACUAGUUAACAUUAGAGGCUAAGUUGUUCUACUCUUACUGUAUAACAACUUGAACAAGCCUAAAAAUAUGCAAAACUAUUAACCAAACGAUUGCACAUAAAUAAAUGUAGUUGUGGCUUCAGCAACUUGAACAAGCACUGAUAUUUCAGCAGUGAGGUUCAUGUCUCACCCCUUGUCUCUGCUUGUUGUCACUUGACCCUUUAAAGGACAACCCAACCUGACACCCUACAGAUGUAAAUAACUUGUUGUGAACCUCCCAGCCGCCAGGAUAAUCACCAUAUGCCACAAUAUUUGUCAGGAGUGUGUAGCAUCACACUUUUAGCUAGAAAUAGAUUCACCCAUAGAUUUGUCUGAACAUUGUAGUUUCAUAAGCUCAUUCUAAGAUACAGAUGUGAUUUCUGUCCCGGGGGAUGCUCCCUGUGCAGGUAUUCAACGCUAGUUGAAUUAGGUGUUAAUGUACCUGUAUACUCCUGUCAUGUGUAUGGAAAAAAAACAUGUGGCUUUCAUGACAAAAAUGUGCCCUCCUUUACUGAACAGGCAUAUGAAUGUUGGAGGCUAAUCUCUUUGAGAUGUCCCUCAUUUGGGAAUGACUUAUUUUGGACAAUGGACUGUGUUUUAAGGACUCAGGCAGGAAAAACCAAGACAAACGUUAACAUUUAUUCAAUCAUUGAUGUCUUCACAUGUUUCUAGUUUUGAGGCUUGGUCAUCUGUCUUAGUCCCCUGCAAUGAGAGAGAAAGGCAUCGUGAUAUCACAAUUCUGUGUGCAUUUCAUUUCAAAUGUAUUCAUGUUUGAUAUGCAUUAAUAUACUUAUAUUAGACAAAUUCUCUUUCAUCACAUGCCAGUAUUUGUUUUGUAUCUAAUACAUUUUUUUAUUUGCACCCUUUAUUUAACUAGGCAAGUCAGUUAAAAACAAGUUCUUAUUUUCAAUGACUGCCUAGGAACAGUGGGUUAACUGCCUGUUCAGGGGCAGAAAGACAGAUUUGUACCUUGUCAGCUCGGGGGUUUGAACUUGCAACCUUCCAGUUACUAGUCCAACAGUCUAACCACUAGGCUACACUGACACUAGGAUGAAGUUGCCUUUUCCUUCGAAUCUAGUUAGAAUGAAUCGUAUCACCUCUUAAUAUCAGUUAUCUACGAAUAUUAAACAAUAUUGUCUUGAACAUCGGUGUAAUUUAAUAACAUGACCCGUGUGUGAUAAUUGUAUGAUGUAAUGACAAACACCUACCCAUUAAAGGGGGAAAAAAAUAUUAUCUUUUGUAAUAUUAGCUUCCUGGUGGAACACCACUAUUCUGGCAAUUCAUCUUCUUAAACAGUCUGUAAAAUAGCUUAUUUAGCUUUCUCAAAAAAUUGGCUGUAUGAUAUAAUGGGCGCAAAUGUACAUGUUUUGUCCACAACAGCAGACCGAGCAAUAUGUGAGAGGAGGACCCUAUACUGUACAAUAAUUAUUCUGGUUGGUGUCAACUUCGUUCAUGAACAGGUACUGAGGGGAGAUCGAUUAUGUUACUUGCUCACAUAUUAUUUGUGUCGGCUAUUUCCAUUUUGGCAUAUUUGUUCACUGAAUUGUGAAUUGCUGGUACUAGUUGCUCACUCUGCUACAGUUGCUACAAUGUGGCUGCAAACGUCUCGCGCUCUGUGGAAUGUGAGUGGUGCCUUUGAAUACCUUCCCAAAUGGCAGUAAACUAGUGGCAAGUGUUACCUACUAAGGUAGGUGACAUUGGAGGCAGGUAUGCAGCUUCCUUCGGAUUGGUUAAAUAAUAACCGUAUGUUAUACACCAACAUCAUUCAUACAAAGUGUCAAAACAAUGUCCCAGCACUGGGCGCAAACUCAUGAUGCUCAUAGCCCGAAGCAUGCUGCUCAUACCACUGCGUUACUGCAGUUCACAAUGCUCUAGCAAGCUGUGAGAGUACUUGAUGAUACUUGAUGAUAUGAGGUCAGCUGGUUUGCAGAGCCUACCCCUAACCAUAGCCCCCUGGGUGCUGCAUUUUAGAGCCCAGCUGACCCCCUGGCAGAAAUUAUACACUCUACAACCUGCUGCAGGAUUAUAUUCUUCCUGCGACGAAAUGUGUCACAUUAAGAUUGGACAAGUAUACUGUACGUUUGAUGGGUGUUUAGGAUGUACAGUGCAUUCUGGGAAAUUAUUGCAAAAUGUUGAAUAAAAGGUUGAAACGGUCUGAAUACUUUCCGAACGGACCGUGUGUUGUGUGUCACCACGGUGAUGUCAGUCUGUGAGAAACAGACGAGGAGGUCAAUGCGUGGUUUCGGGGCUUCCCCUGAUGUUAUGUCACUUGUGUCUCUCCAAACAUAUCUGCUCCUGGGGGAACAACUUGUGCUGUAUUGUAAUGUACACCAAGUAUAAAAAAACAUUAGGAAUACCUGCUCUUUCCAUGACAUUGACCUGACCAGGGGAAUCCCGGUGAAGGCUAUGAUCCCUUAUUGAUGUCACCUGUUAAAUCCACUUCAAUCAGUUUAGAUGAAUGGGAGAAGACAUGUUAAAGAAACAGUUUUAAGCUUUGAGACAAUUGAGACAUGGAUUGUGUAUGCGUGCCAUUCAGAGGGUGAAUGGGCAAGACAACAUAUGUCAGUGCCUUUGAACAGCGUUUGGUAGUAGGUGCCAGACGCAUCAGUUUAAGAACUGCAUUGAUGCCGGAUUUUUCACGCUCAACAGUUUCCCGUGUGUAGCGAGAUGUUCCUAAUGAUUUGUACACUCAGUGUAUGUUGCCAUAGGGUACCGUGCCUUGUGGGAUGAGGGAUGUCUUUGGAUGUUCAUGAAGGCUAUAACCGUGCUGAGGUGUGGAAGGAAUGUCCCCUUGAAGGACCAGAAACAUAAAUAAUGAAUUAUUCUUUCCCUGCUCUGAACUCUUCUUCAGUCUUUACUGCAGGUCUUCAUCCCUCUAAGUCUAUUCCUAGACUAAAAUAAAUCUGUCUGUCUGCAGACUUGUCCAUGCCACUGGCUGCCCAUCUUAACCAGUUGCUCCUGAGGACUGUUUCUGGUUUGAAUCUAUGUGAGUGGAAGAGGGAGCUGGUUCAGCUUUGUGUUGAGCGACUGUUGUCUUCGAAGUCAAGAUACGACAGUUUCUUAAGCAGAGCUCGCAGCUGAACAAAUGUGCUCAUGGAGUGUGUGUGGGGAGAUGCUCUCUGUGUGUGUGGGGAGAUGCUCUCUGUGUGUGUGGGGAGAUGCUCUCUGUGUGUGUGGGGAGAUGCUCUCUGUGUGUGUGGGGAGAUGCUGUCUGUGUGUGUGUGGAGAUGCUCUCUGUGUGUGUGUGUGUGUGUGUGUGUGUGUGUGUGUGUGUGUGUGUGUGUGUGUGUGUGUGUGUGUGUGUGUGUGUGUGUGUGUGUGUGUCUGUCUGCAUAUCUCUGCUUGUGUGGCUCUAUCUGUGGCAACCCUGUGACUUAAAUGUGCCUUGGCGAGGAAGCAGGGGGAUUCAGAGAAGCUGAUUGCAGUGAAGAGGAAUGGACGGGGAGGAGGGGGAGGGAGAUAGGAGACAUGCGCUGGGCACAGCGACCCCACACACACACACAGACUCACACACGCACACGCACACACAUGCGCACACACACACACACACACACAAACACACACACACACACACACACACACACACACACACACACACACACACACACACACACACACACACACACACACACACACACACACACACACACACACACACACACACACACACUCUCACUCUCUCUGCCUUCUGCUGCCUCUCUCUCUCUCUCUCUCUCUCUUGCUCACUCUCUUUCUCUCUAUCUCCCUCUCCACCAUUGCAGUACACAUGGUGGAAAUAGGUCUUAACAAGCUGUAGAAAAUAUAGGUAUAGGUGAAAACUGUGGGUGCUAACAAAGGGAAUAAUUUUUUGAAUAUAAAGCAAACCAGUAAAAUGAUUGUCUUGCAUACACAUAAAGACAUCGUGAUGAGAUAUAAAUUGUACGUCUUUAUCAUCAUAAUAUGUGGUCAUAAUUAAUGCCAGACUGAAUCAGCAGGGAAGUUGUCUCAUCAAAUGUCUUCGAAAACAAUAAAACAUGCAUUGAUUUCUGUUGUGUAGUGUUGAGUUUCAUUGCAAUCAAUUCAACAAAAAUUGAUAUUCAAUCUAUAUGCUUCACUACAUUUUGUGUGUCUGGCUGUCUGUGUGUGCGUGAGCAUGUGUGUGUGUAUUUAUUCAGGCUAUAAAAACAAUUGGUAGGAUUUUCCUUUGGCGUUCAGCCAGAAACAUAAUCUGGGAAGACAGUUUAUUUCUUUGGUCUGUAAGUGUUUUACAAUAGUAUUAAUUAGCUUGUGAUUUAUUCUCGCUGAUGAAUGAACAUCAACAAUAUAAUCUUUACUGUGUUCCAACCCUUAUCUUCUCACAUUCUAGUCUGUACUUGUCGCUCAAUGCAAACACAACACAACUGGCUACUCCAGAGUGAGUUCAGAUCAGAGCACAUCGCAUGUGCCCUUCAGAAGGACUAUUUUCUACAUAUGUUGGUAUGUUGUUCACGUUACAGGCACUGUGCAUGUUACUGUUUAUAUGAUGAAGACAGCUUGUCUGCCGAAAUGUUGGACAUAAAUAUGUUUUGCACCUGA
Messenger RNA from Oncorhynchus masou masou (cherry salmon), 18346 nucleotides. Its product is annotated as urotensin-2 receptor-like. Gene Ontology annotation, biological process: blood vessel diameter maintenance; neuropeptide signaling pathway; regulation of blood pressure. NCBI's taxonomy places the organism in Eukaryota, Metazoa, Chordata, Actinopteri, Salmoniformes, Salmonidae. Gene Ontology annotation, molecular function: urotensin II receptor activity. The record is from RefSeq and is a predicted model, not a curated record. The transcript is spliced from 3 exons. Gene Ontology annotation, cellular component: plasma membrane. The coding region runs from base 579 to 1685 and encodes 368 amino acids.